Molecule: messenger RNA, 1890 nt
Organism: Radiomyces spectabilis
Lineage: Eukaryota; Fungi; Mucoromycota; Mucoromycetes; Mucorales; Radiomycetaceae
Exons: 2
Coding region: 1-1890 (629 amino acids)
Source: RefSeq, a predicted model, not a curated record
AUGGCUCCUAAAAGAGAUGACUCACCCCUGAAAUCACAGGGAGCAUGGACCGCAUCCAAGGUUGGACUCGCAACGAAACCCACUCGGCGAUCUUCUCGUCCCGGCUCCACAGUCAAACCAUCCAAGGCGCCCUCCUCUGUGACUUCCAGCGCGCAUCUAAGCGUAGACGAACCGCUUCCAAAACCUCCUUCCAGUAUAGCAAGCAUUAAAGACAAUAGUACCGUCAACGGUAAUGAUUCGGUUUCUCAUCCAUAUGCCAAGGAACCCACUUUCGAUCAUAUGCCUGGGGUGGGACCAAUCAAUUAUACCAGCAUGAUCCAGCAAUUAUCUUUCUCGUAUGCAGUCAUGGUAGCGUCUCAUUACCCUACAGUGUCCAUCGAUGAAGCUGAAUUACUGAAAGAGCAAUACGAACAUGCGCGAUCCAUGUUGGCCAGGUUACGAACAAGGAUACGUUUCGAAACGAGUAUUCAGCGCGGCACAACCACUGUAUUAAAAUGCGCCAUGGCCGAUGAAGUAUAUCUCGAGGAGCUGCGUAGCAACAGUGUUCACAUUGAACAGUUGGUGGACGAGUUGUACUAUGGUUUUGAGCGUGCCAACGAGUUGCAAGCGCAAUAUCUGCAGCAUGUGGCGGGGACACUGUCUAGUACGCCAACGACGUUGCCUGAACCUCACCAUGGUGACCAACGGCUGAAACCCGACUAUGAUCAUUUACUGGCGCGGCUUCAAAGUAUCACGCAAAAAUAUGUAAAGGUGCCGCCGUGCGGUAGCUACGGAGGAAUUACCAAAGCAGGCGCUCGAAUGAAUAGUGUGAGUGACGAUGGCAGCAUUUCAGGAGAUUCGGUGUUUUCAAAGUCGGUGCGCACGAGUGUCACCAGCAUGGAUGCUGAGCUGUAUUAUCACGGCCUAGCCACCCACGACCAUCUUCUUGAUAUGAUUGAAAAGCGGUUGGCGGAAAGUCGACUCGUGUCUGAAGGAAGCGCGCGACAUCAGGAAGUGCAGACGGUGGCGUUGCCCUUGACGGUAAAUGACGAUAAAAAGCAAGUGGACAAGUGGCAAAAGAACGAGGCGUCUAUCGUUGCCAAGUGCACUCAAGUGUUGAACAAAGAUGAACCAGCAGCUCUCAGCGCUAUUCAAGCGGUCGACCAGUUAAUUGAGCGCGUGAUGCAAUGGCGAGAAAAUUACGACCAACAAUUGGACGAGCUGCGGCAGCAAACUCAGCGGGAUACCGAGACGAUCUCGAAGUGUGAGCAAACCAUUCGAACGCAGCAAGAACAAAUAGUGCAACUGAAGCAAACGUGCAGCGACUUGCGUGCCGAGCGCGCAGAGUACGAAAGCAAGUAUUUGCGUUUGGAAGAAAUGCAGAACAACUCUGUUUCAUUACUUGAGAAGCAACUCCAAGAAAUGAAGACCGACUGUGCGGUUAAGGGUCAAGAACUGUUAAAACUGAACGGCUUUCUCAAGGAUGCACAAGAGCAGUUCACCCUUCGCGAGUCCGCGUUCUUGUUGCAGGCAGCAAGUUUAGAGGCGGAAUUGGGAAACGUGUUAAAGGAGUACGAUCGUGUCACGCGAAACAUCACCGAUUUCAAUGCGGAACGACAUAAAUAUCAACAGCAAUUGUUGACCGUGACGCACGAGAACCGGCAUUUAGACAAAUUAUUGGCGGACGAAAGGUUGAAACAUGUGGCCAAGGAUGGUCACAGCAUGACGUUACGAAAAGAAUUCCGGCAGCUUAUGGCCAGUGCCAAGGUCGAGCAUCAACGAGCCCUGGAACGCGAGUUGCUCCAACGACAACAACUGGAAAGAGACUUAUGGGAAAUCCGACGUGAGCUGGACGGCAAACAGUGGGAACGAAUUCAUCAAGGCGUGCAAACCCAUUACGUUAUCACUUAG